AUGGAUUUGGGAAGUGCGAAAAAGAGAGGCAGACCAGACGCUGUGCUUAAUGGCAAUGGCGGUUUUAAGAAAUCCAAAUCAGAAAUGGAGUCCUUUACAACUGGUAUAGGAAGCAAAUCGAAGCCUUGCACAAAGUUUUUCAGUGCUUCUGGGUGUCCAUUUGGUGAAGGAUGCCAUUUCUUGCACUAUGUUCCUGGUGGCAUUAAAGCUGUUACUCAGAUGCUUGGCAGCAAUCCAGCCCUUCCACCAGCUGCCCGAAACCCAGUUGUAUCGCCGUCUUUUCCAGAUGGAUCAUCCCCACCAGCUGUCAAAAGUCGGUUAUGCAACAAAUACAGCACAGCCGAAGGGUGCAAGUUUGGUGACAGGUGCCAUUUUGCCCAUGGUGAGUGGGAGAUCGGCAAGCCAACAGUUCCAUCCCAUGAGGAUCCUCGUGCUAUGAGACAAAUGCCAGGAAGACAUGGUGGUGGCAGUCGAUUUGAACCAACCCCACCAGGUGCAGCCAGCUUUGGAGCCUCAGCCACUGCUAAAAUCAGUGUGGAUGCUUCUCUUGCGGGAGCCAUCAUUGGGAAAGGUGGCGUCAACUCAAAGCAAAUCUGCCGCUUGACAGGAGCCAAGCUAUCAAUAAGAGACCAUGAGUCUGAUCCGAACUUGAGGAACAUUGAACUAGAGGGCACUUUUGAUCAGAUCAAACAAGCGAGUCAAAUGGUACGGGAACUUAUAGUGAAUGUUAGUUCUGCCUCUGGGCCACCAAUGAAGAACCCUGUGUUUCCUGGCCCAUCUCCUGCUAGCAACCGCAAGACCAAACUUUGUGAAAACUUUGCCAAAGGGUCCUGUACUUUUGGAGAAAGGUGUCACUUCGCACAUGGUGCAGAAGAAUUGCGGAAUCCUCAUGUCUGA
This is a messenger RNA of Fraxinus pennsylvanica, 897 nucleotides long. Lineage: Eukaryota; Viridiplantae; Streptophyta; Magnoliopsida; Lamiales; Oleaceae. The record is from the annotation of a GenBank genome assembly.